This is a messenger RNA of Plasmodium yoelii, 972 nucleotides long. Its product is annotated as PIR protein. The record is from RefSeq and is a predicted model, not a curated record. Lineage: Eukaryota; Apicomplexa; Aconoidasida; Haemosporida; Plasmodiidae. Bases 1 to 972 code for a protein of 323 amino acids. The transcript has 3 exons.
AUGGAUAAGCAAGUGUGUGAAAGGUUCAAGAAUGUAAGGGAAUGGAUUUCCGAUGAAUUGAUUGGAGGAAAAUAUCAAUUUAAAGAUGACAAUUUUUUAAAUAAUUCUUGUAAUAAUAAUAAUUUUUUAAAUAAUUAUUCUUGUAAUAAUAAUAAUUUUAAAAAUGAAUUGGAUAGAAUAAGUGCUGGAUGUUUAUAUUUGUUGGAUGAAUUCAUUAAGGAUUGUGGUGUGAGUCACUCUCCUUUAAAAAAUAACAUCAAUAUUGUUGAUUACAUUAUGAUAUGGCUAAGUUAUAUGUUAAACCUGGGCAAAAGUGAAGAAGAAGACAAUAUAACGGGUUUUUAUAUAGAAUACAUACAUGAUUGUAAUAAGUAUAACAAGAAAAUAAAUGAAUUAACUGAUUAUGAUAAUUAUAAGAAACUUUUAGAUAAAAAAAAUUAUGUGUUGAAUAUGAAUAGUAAUAUUGUACCUAAAUUUUAUGAAGCAUUUAAAUCGUUAUGUGAAAUGUAUACUGAAUUUGAUGAAAACACGUCAAAUUGCGCAAAACGUUCGGAAAAAGCUGGUAAUUUUAUUAAACAAUAUGAAGAACUUUACAAGGAUUAUAAUAGCACUAAAGACAGUUCAUAUAAACAAGUAUUGUGUACUUUAUCAACCGAUUAUGAUAAUUUAAUAAAGAAAUGUAAUGCUGGUCAGUAUUGCAAAUCUUCACCCCUUCCAACGAUAGACAAAACAAAAAUUCCUGAAAAUUGUUCUGAAGAAACUUCUGAACAGCUUUAUGCACAAGGUUCUGAAGUUGCAUCAUCAAGUUCGUCGAUAUCAAGCAAAUUAAUUCCGGUUCUAUCGAUAUUUUCUGCAAUACCAAUUUUCUUGGGAAUUGCUUAUAAGUAUUCGUUAUUUGGAUUUCGGAAACGAUUUCAAAAACAAAAAUUAAGAGAAAAGCUAAAAAAUGUAAAGAAGAGAAUGAAUCAUUAA